CUUCAGAAAGCCAGAGCCCUCGCGACUGUGGAUGAGAGUUUGUGGCUGGACAGCAACUUCGGCAAGUGCGACAUCAAGACGACAUUCGACUCGUUGGUCGAAUCGGCGACCUCGACGCGCAAUGCAUACAUCAGCGGCAUGUGCACGGUUUUCGCUGACAUGGUCGAGUCAGGGAAGGAAGAGCUCGGCGAUCUUGGGGCUACGUGGAGGAAAGAGCUGCCGGACAAUGCCUCCAUGAUUUGCUUGCGUGAGAAGGCGAAGGAGAUUCUUCCAGACGUGAAGGUGAUGGAGCAGAAAUGGAAGAACCUCAGCACCAGAACUACCAGCUUGGCGAAGGUCCUGAAUAAGUUCAAGAAUGUGGAGAGUUGCCCUGAGCUCGAUGCGCAGCAGAAGGUGAACGACAACGGCACUGCCAGGCUUAAGGUUUACCGCUUGGCGAUUUGCGAGUUUGUGUUCUUGGAAGAUGAGAACCUGAACAAGGAUACCAUCAGCAAGCAGAUCAAGGCGCUUGCUUCCAUCGGCGCACAGACAGUCGACCUCCACAAGACGAUCUUCAACCAUUCUGACUGGAUCUGUGUUGGACCGGAUAUUGCCUCUCUCGCCGACUGCGCCUACGUCUUCGCGCGCGGCUUCGUGCUUGUCGACCCCCACUUGCUCGCGGUGUCCGCCUUCGUGAGCCUGGGCCACUUCCAGGCUUGA
This is a messenger RNA of Prorocentrum cordatum, 699 nucleotides long. The record is from the annotation of a GenBank genome assembly. NCBI's taxonomy places the organism in Eukaryota, Dinophyceae, Prorocentrales, Prorocentraceae.